Molecule: messenger RNA, 912 nt
Organism: Solanum lycopersicum (tomato)
Lineage: Eukaryota; Viridiplantae; Streptophyta; Magnoliopsida; Solanales; Solanaceae
Source: RefSeq, a predicted model, not a curated record
AUGCAUCUAUGGCAGUUGUUGAAUGCCUUGAAUCGAAUCCGUUACAACCGAAAAGGACGUAAUUCUGUAAAUCCUAUUCUCAUAACAGCAUUCUUAGAUACUUCAUCUAAUCUAAGUGCUACAAAAGUUAAGUUGGAUAAUAGGGAUUUCCUUCCUGACUUAGGCUGUGGCACAUCUGAUGGGGAUGAUGAACAUGAUAUGUUGGAUAUAUGCUUUGAUAAGAUAGUUGUCUCUAUGGCAUCCACAUCAAUAACGAACAAUGUUCCUUCUUUGCCUAAUUCUAAUUUUGAAAUAUUUGAUGGAAAAGACUUUUCUAGAUGGCGUGGAAAGAUGAAAUUCUUUUUAAGACGAUUAAAGUUAGCGUAUGCUCUUGAGAUGCCUUGUCCUGAGGCUCCUAGUUCUGAGGAGAUUUGGGAUACUCUUAAAGCUAUUCAUUUAGCAGAAGAGGCGAGUUCAAAGAAAUUUCUUGUUUCAAAUUAUAUGGAGUUUAAAAUGGUUGAUGACAAGUCAAUCACUGAACAAGUACAAGAAUUUCAACUUAUAGCUAAUAAAAUUGUUAUAAAUGGAAUUGCUCUUGAUGAAAACUUUCAUCAAAUUGAACAAGAGACACGAUACCGCGACAAUAACAUCUUGAGGGAGCUCAUCAUGAAAGCUCAUGUUGUUGAAGAAAAGAUCAAGAAGGAACCUGGCAAUAAUAAAUUUUUGAAGGCAAAGAAGAGUAAAAAUUUCAAGCGUAUUAAUUCUAAUUCUAAGUCGAUUGAAUGUUAUCAUUGUCAUAAAAUUGGUCAUUAUGCACAAGAUUAUAAAAUUCUUAAAGCUGAAAAGAAGAAAGAAAAGGCAAAUAACAAUAUAAAAAAUGAACUGGUGGCAAUGGUCACGGAAGCAUUUGUAGCGGGAGAUCAAGUGGAAUGA